UAUAAAUAAUGGCUUUCUCAUCCUUUUUUCUUUUUUUCUGUUAUCUAAAUCCUCUUUUCUAUUCUUCAUGGUGAUCCAGUCUACUCUUCCUCCAAUUCAAGUACCUGAAAUAGGUAUCAUUCAAUUUUUAUUUAAAAACACAAACAACACACCUGAAGAUCGUCCAUUGCUGAUUGAUGCCCUUACGGGUGAAAGCUUGACAUUUGGUCAAAUCAAGGAUCGCAUACUUCAGUUUGCUGCUACUUUGCAAGAUAGAUUUCAGUUCAAGAAGGGCGAUGUUGUAGCUGUUUUUUCACCUAAUCAAAUGGAUUAUUCGAUUCCUUUGCUCGGUGCUAUUGCUGCUGGAGGUGCAACUACACUUGCCAAUCCCAACUAUAAUCCCAAAGAACUCGCUUAUCAACUUGAAAUGACAAAAGCCAAAGUGCUUAUCGCUCAUGCUUCUAACAUCCAAUCUGCUUUAGCUGCUGCUGAGUUAGUUGGUCUUUCAAAAUCCAACAUCUUUGUGUUUGACAAGCAAGCUGUGGAUGGUGUACUUCCCUAUACGCAAGUCUUUUUAAACAAACGUCGUGCUGUACCUGUUGAAUUGACAGCUGAAGAAACCAAAGACUCUGUGGCCUACCUUUGUUUUUCAUCAGGCACCACAGGUAGAAGCAAAGGCGUCAUGACCACUCAUACCAACAUGACAUCUAACAUUUUACAGUAUUGUGCUUUGGAUCAUGCCUUUGUCAAUGGCAACAAGGACCGUAUGAUUGGCGUGUUGCCCUUUUUCCAUAUCUUUGGCCUGACACUCUUGAUCCAUGUCGCUCUUUAUUUAGGCAUACCCGUCUAUGUGAUGCCUCGAUUUGAUUUGGUUCAAUUCUGCGAAACGGUUCAGAAACAAAAGAUUACGUUCACUUGUCUUGUGCCUCCUAUCAUCUUGUUGUUAGCCAAACAUCCCAUCAUUAACCAAUACGACUUGAGUUCGCUCCAGUUGGUGAUUUGUGGCGCUGCUCCUUUAGGCGCCGAUCUGUCUCAACAGGUCAAGAAGCGAUUGCCUAAUCUAGUGAUCAAGCAAGGCUAUGGAUUAACAGAAACAACACCUGUGGCUAUUGCAGAACCUACAGAUCGCGUGGUACCUGGAUCGAUUGGUAUUUUGGUCUCAAGUAUGACAGCAAAGAUUGUGGAUGAAGACGGAAACGAGGUGCCUACAGGUGAACGUGGUGAAUUAUGGCUCAAGGGGCCUAAUGUCAUGAAGGGAUAUAUCAAUAAUCCUGAAGCGACAGCGGAUUGUAUUGAUCAAGACAAUUAUUUCCAUACGGGUGAUGUAGCUAUUCAAGACAAGAAUGGGCAUUUCUUUAUUGUGGAUCGUAUAAAGGAGUUAAUUAAAUACAAAGGAUUUCAAGUACCACCUGCUGAAUUAGAAGCUCUUUUGCUUAAUUCACCUCUUGUGGCUGAUUGUGCUGUUAUUGGUAUCUAUGAUCAUGAACAAGCAACUGAACUUCCUCGCGGUUAUAUUGUCUUGAACGCAGGUGUGCCUGCUACUGACGAAACAGCCAAGACCAUUAUGAAAUUUGUUGCUGAUCAAGUCGUCUAUUACAAACAGUUACGUAGUGUUGUGUUUAUUAAUGAAAUCCCUAAAAGUCCCUCUGGAAAAAUCUUGCGUCGCUUGUUGCGUGAUGCAGCUGCUAAAGAAGAGAGUGAAAAGAAAUCAAAAGCAAAACUUUAACUUAUUAAAAAUAUC
Gilbertella persicaria is the source of this 1720-nucleotide messenger RNA. RefSeq lists its product as uncharacterized. The coding region runs from base 68 to 1705 and encodes 545 amino acids. The record is from RefSeq and is a predicted model, not a curated record. NCBI's taxonomy places the organism in Eukaryota, Fungi, Mucoromycota, Mucoromycetes, Mucorales, Choanephoraceae. Gene Ontology annotation, molecular function: CoA-ligase activity. The transcript is spliced from 8 exons.